AUGGAGUCUUCGUCAUUAUAUCGAUGGCGCGAGGAAGAGCGGGCACGGGGCUCGAGGCUGGUGCAGCGGCAGAUCGCGCUGCGCCGAGAGGAGCUCCGUCUGGCCUUGGUGGAGGAAUGGCGGCAAAGGCUUCUGCGCCCUACCGCCGGCCUCGCAACCGUCGAGGCGAUCCGGCCAGUACUCGACGACUGGCUCGGGAGAAGGCACGGAUCCCUGUCGUUUAGGGUGACACAGGUGCUGUCGGGGCACGGUUGCUUCGGCAAGUACCUGUGCCGCAUAGACAGGGAGCCGGACGCUCGGUGCCACCACUGCGUCCACUGCGGGGAGGACACGGCGCAACACACGCUCGCCGAGUGUGUAGCUUGGGAGGAGCAGCGCCGUGUCCUCACAAAUGAAGUAGGAAGCGAUCUGUCGCUGCCGGCCGUAGUGCGGAGGAUGGUCGGCAGCGCAGAGUCGUGGGACGCGGUGGUGUCCUUCUGCGAGGACGUGAUGUCGCAGAAGGAAACUGCAGAACGGGAGAGGGAGAUCUCGACUCCCUUUCCCGGCCGCAGAAGGCGCACCGGGCGCAGAACAAGGGCGGACAAUGCCCUUUUCCGCCCCCCAUGAAUGGGUCCAGGGGCGAGGGACUUGGGAAAGCCCUCGCCCCCUAUUCGAUGGACCUGAGACGGAGGCGCAUGCGGGUGUCGGCGCGUGCCUCUGAGGCGAUGCACGGAGUAGCUGAACGCCUCACUACUCCGUGCAGGAGACGAGGCCUGGAUAGACCGGGCCAGCACUGGUGUGGGGCUGCGGAAGAAUUUUGGAUUCCCGCGGCCCUGCGCGCACGUGUGGGUGGACACCGGGGUGGUUUUAGCCGGUAGGAGUCCGGCACGCCCCUUCGCUUUUCCCUAGGCGAAGGUAGUCCAUGAGGAUUUCC
Molecule: messenger RNA, 913 nt
Organism: Bombyx mori (domestic silkworm)
Lineage: Eukaryota; Metazoa; Arthropoda; Insecta; Lepidoptera; Bombycidae
Exons: 2
Coding region: 1-606 (201 amino acids)
Source: RefSeq, a predicted model, not a curated record